This is a messenger RNA of Ornithodoros turicata, 1278 nucleotides long. RefSeq names its product putative nuclease HARBI1. The record is from RefSeq and is a predicted model, not a curated record. The transcript has a single exon. Lineage: Eukaryota; Metazoa; Arthropoda; Arachnida; Ixodida; Argasidae. Bases 1 to 1278 code for a protein of 425 amino acids.
AUGUCACUGAGCAAAGCUACAUCCGCGGAGAUACAGGGGAGAGACAAGAACUUUUUCCUCUGUUUCGCCCAGCUGCAGUAUGAACUGAGACGAAGGCAGUGUGAGCUCAACGCUGUCCAUAACGGACUGGACUGCCAACGCCGGAAGAGAAAACGAGCGCAACAACAACUGCAAACCCUGACCACUGUUGCCUUGCGGUUGUGUACAAGACAGAGAGAGCUUCGGAACUACCGCCGUCCAGCGUCGUGGUGGGAGACAACACUCCCAGGACUUCCCGACGACUAUUUUAAAAGUGACUUUCGUGUAACUCGGGCCACGUUCAACUACCUGGUUGAAGUAUGCCAAAGUAUGGCUAAGGCCGACACCCACUUACGGAAAGCGAUACCGCUCAGAAAAAGAGUAGCCGUUGCCCUGUAUAGGCUGUCGUCAUCUGCGGAGGACAGGACUGUCGCGAACUUGUUCGGGGUGAGCAGGUCUUUCGUCAACAUUGUCUACAGGGAGUUCUGCGCACAAAUUGUCAGUAAACUGGAAGCGCAGUUUGUCAAGCUUCCAACAGACGCUGAGUUGCCAGAGCACCUGCGUCGGUUCGAAGCCGUAACAGGUUUUCCGCAAGGCUUUGGAGCUCUAGAUGGCUGCCAUAUUGAGGUGUGCCCGCCGAAGGACCAGGGCUCAGACUACUACAAUUAUAAGGGAUGGUACAGUGUGAUUUUGCUUGCCAUUGCUGACCAUACCUACAAGUUUUCAUAUGUGAAUGUGGGGUCUCCUGGAAGGAACCACGAUUCAGCAGUACUUCAGAGGUCCAGGCUGCCUGCUGUAAUUAACAGUACCCUCUUCAACACAUUCACAGUGAGCUUGCAAGGUGUGGAUGUGGGCCCUGUCAUAUUGUGUGACCAGGCUUUUCCGCUGCAGCAACACCUAAUGAAGUCGUAUCCGAACAGGGCUACAAACACACCACAAAAGCAAGAGUUCAACGCCCGACUCUCUGGUGCAAGGCGAGUAGUGGAAAACGCAUUUGGAAGGCUGAAAGCGAGGUUCAGGAUUCUACACAAGGGACUUGAGUGUGAUAUUGACAACUGUACCACCAUCAUCAGAGCCUGCUGCAUCCUGCACAACAUCUGUGAGGACCUCAAUGAUGGAGUUGAGCAACAGUGGAUUGAAGAGUGCAGACAUCUUCCAAGGGAGAUGCCACAACAUCACACAUCUGCUGCUACGGAAAGCGGAGCACAUGUUCGUGAUGCCAUUGCACAGCACCUGUACUGCAUGAAGACCACAGCCUAA